This is a messenger RNA of Echinops telfairi (small Madagascar hedgehog), 2352 nucleotides long. It is a transcript of the gene CFAP418, whose product is annotated as cilia and flagella associated protein 418. Lineage: Eukaryota; Metazoa; Chordata; Mammalia; Afrosoricida; Tenrecidae. Gene Ontology annotation, cellular component: cytosol. Bases 14 to 634 code for a protein of 206 amino acids. The record is from RefSeq and is a predicted model, not a curated record. The transcript is spliced from 6 exons.
CCGCCGAUUCAAGAUGGCGAAGGAUCUGGACGAGCUCUUGGACGAGGUCGAGUCCAAGUUUUGCAGACCGGACCCGCUGAGACCGGGCAUGGCCCAGCAGCCCAAAGGCUGCAGCGGCACCCGCGGCGGCGACCGGAAUGGAGCCGAGGCGAACGACCCCCUCAGAUUGACAGACACAUUUAAAAAAGCAGAUGAUCUUGACAGUCUUAUUAAUGAAAUCUUUGAAGAGCCUAACUUUGACAAAAAAUCUUUUAAAUUAAAAUCUAAAUCUUCGGUUGGCAUGCCUGUCAAAGGUUCCAUUCAAGGCCUUGGUAAGAGCUGCAGCCCAGUAUACCUUGGUGGAAGUACUGCGCCAUGUGGUAUUGGGACAAAUAUCUCACAGAGAGCCUGUGACCGCCUGCGCUGUAUUGCCUGCGAUUUCAGGAUAGUAAGCUACAAUGACUAUAUGUGGGACACAUCAUGUGAUUAUUUGUUUUUCAGGAACAACAUGCCCGAAUUCCAGAAAUUAAAAACAAAGCUGGUACAGAAGAAAGGCGCCCGGGCAUAUGCUUGCCAGUGCAGCUGGAGAACCAUCGAAGAACUGACUGACCUUCAGAACGAUCACCAGCUCCGUUGGGUUUGUGGUAAACACUAGAGACGCAGCGUUCAGUUCCUGUGCACAGAUCUCUGGGCACCCAAAGGACUGGGGGAGUCAUGUCCUCUAGCACUUCAGAAAGUUCCCUUUAUGACAAUACAGGCGUUUCACCUAUUACAGUGUGAUAAGCUAUCCAAAUUCUUCUUUGCUAGCCUAUGUGCUGUUCAGUGGCAGUUUAAUUCUGACAUUUCAUAUAAGCCUACAACCCUUCGUUAACAACUACAGUAUUAUUGACUGCUGAUAGAAUACACUUAAUGUAAGCGUGCCUCGUUGAUAGCCACUAACGAGGAAAAAGCUGGCCGUUGCAGAGAGCGCACUGCAGGGGCAUCUGCAUCGCCUCCACAGUCACACUCUUACUGCCAACAACAGACCUGGCAGAAACCGAGUGGCGGUGGCUCACUGGAAGGCUCUCCGUGACACAGGUGCACUGCAAAAGCACUGCCUAGAUCUGUUCUUACCUCACCAUUGCAGAGCUGUCUUACCCAUAAUAAUGAGAAAUGCGUUCUUUAUGCAUUUUUUUCUUUGAGCUGUUUUUCUUUUCCAUAUGAAAAUCAAGUAUUUAGCCUACCAUAUUAACUAAUAUGCAUUUAUGUAAAAUAUAUUUUUUAUACACCUAGAACCACACACACAAUCCCAAUUCAGAAACCAGUCUUUGUUGGAUUUUUCAAAUACUUUACCUUUAAUAACAAAAACCCCAUGAACAGCAAAUAGCCAAAUUUCUCAGGCAGUCUGUUGGAUUAGAUGAGCUCAUCGUUCAUUAGCGGAGUGCAUGGGCAGAGAAACAUGCCCUGCAUGGGCCCACGUGCAGCGGGACCAGCACUGUCUUCCCAUCUCUGAGACUGGAUUUCUGGGCAGCAGCGGGGCUUUCAGGAAGUCUUCCAAUUACCUUCUCUCCGAGCCCUUGGAGAUUCGAAGGGCUUGCCACUCGGUCAAAAGCUCUUUACCCCAUGGUCCAAUGUGUACCCCGGGGCCUGCCAAAAGGGCGCAACUCAAGAGCUGUGAUCAGGAAUGUCCCUGGCCUUGACACAUUUGGAUACUCAUCCCCUUCCUCUGCUAGGUCUCGCGCCGAGAACAGAGCCACUUCACAGUCACAGGCGCUCAUCAUUCUGUGUUAGGGACAGUGUUACAGAUUUCACUUUUCAAUAAAAAUUGUUGACUUCCUAAAAUUUAUCUCACUGUAAUUGUAUCCAAAACACAUACUCCCAGCACCGCAAGCAACGAGCGCGACACUUGCAGAACCCAGCAGAUUAAUCAUAAUCGUGGUGUCUUCUUUUCGUUCACAUGAGCAAAGUGACAAGAUUUUCAUUUGAAACGCUUGUUGCUUUGGGGUUGUUUUUAACCUGCCUUUCCAAAACUCAGAAACCAAACUCACUGCCACCGAAUACCUUUAGAGGGGCAAAAUGUUCCUGUGAUUUUAUCUUUUGAUUAUUGGAUUAUAACUGUCCUAUAAGUUGACUGUAUUAUUACACGUUUCACAUCUCACCAUGUGAUAAUUAUAAGUUUCCUAUGUCAGAAAUGUAUAUGAGUUCAUAUUUUUAUUGAUUAUUUAGUAUUGCACUGUUUUUGCUUCCCAUGUAGACAGGAUGUUAUGUUUGUAUGCAAAUAGAUAAAUUAUUACAGGUUAUCAUAUAAGCCAAAAUACAACUGUUGAAUUAUCAGUGUAGACAAAUCGCAGUUUUCAACCAACUAUAAAUUAAAAAGGCAAUGUGAAUAAAACA